GAAGGAGAGCUCAAUCUGUCCCAGGAGUGAGAUAGUGAUGGUGAAGAGGAAGAGGCGGCAGUUAAGGUGGUGACUGAUGUGGACUAAAAUUCUGGUUCAGCUUUGGAUUCUGAUUUGAGUAGAGACAUAAGCUUCAGUAGCUUUAAUCUUUUUUUUUUACCUUCAGGGAAAUUUCAGCACAUUUGGAGUCAAGAUAUUUAAAACCUAAAAUCCUAUUCCUUAGAGCUGAUGCUGCUGUGAAAGAUGCAGAUGAAGAGGAACAAGACUAUUUUGUCUUCACUUCCUGUGUUUGGAGGCUAAAAAGCUGAGCAGAUGUUUUUCAGGUUGAUCUCCAAACCUGCACAUCAGCACAAAGCAACAUGAGCCAAAUGUAAAACUGCACUCAAUGCAGAGUUAAUGUUGAAGACAUGAAGCAUGAAUGGAAUCAUGUUGGGAGUCUGGUCUAUGAAGCAUCCACCUGGGUGUCCCUGGUUCUGUUGGGGCUUCUGGGCUCAGUUAGCAGUUGUCCUACUAUCUGUACCUGCUACAGUAACACAACUGAUUGCUCUGCUGUGGGGCUUGCCUCUCUGAAGCCCAUCCUAGAGCAGCUGGACUUGGACUCCCUGGUACUCCAUCUUUCUCAGAACAAUCUCUCCUCCUUGGGUAGCAAUGACAUGUUAAAUCUCAGUAGUGUGGAGCGAGUAGAUCUGUCCCAGAAUCAUUUUUACAGCUUGCAACCCAGAGCUUUCCUUGGCCUGAGCAGCUUGCAAUGGUUAAAUCUCUCUUCUAACUACCUUGGCAUUCAUGUAGCAGCCUCCGACCUCCCUAACAGCACAGCAAUUGGCCAAGACCUGAAUGGAGGUUUUGAGAGUGUUGGUUUAAGCAAGGAGGUCUUUAAGGGUUUGUGGCAACUGCGGGGGCUUGAUCUGUCCUCUAAUGGCCUCCUAUUGCUGCCUAAGGGCCUGCUGGACGGACUUCAGAGCCUCACCUGGUUAUCCCUGGCUUGCAACCGGCUAGUGGCCCUAGAAAGAGUUACAUUUGAGCCCCUAAUGAACCUCCAGCAGCUCCAGCUGGCUGGAAACCCCUGGGAGUGUGACUGCAAAUUGAGGGAUUUCAAGCACUGGAUGGAGUGGUUAAUUUACAGGGAUGGGCAGGUAGAUAUGAUACUGUGCAAUUUUCCCAGGAACCUGAAGGGCAGGGACAUCCGGAGCAUCCCAGCAGAGAUGUUCACCUACUGUCUAAGUCCAACCAAGGACGGUGUAUUAAAUCUGGCCACUAGGCCUCCCUGCCCCCCUGGGCGGGUCAGCAGCAUGGAUGAGUGUGUUCGCCAGCGACAUAGGCCAGUCAGCGUGCGCCGGGCACAUGGCACACAAAUGGUAGCGGGAGUGGUGUGUGGCACAGUGUGCAUCAUGAUGGUUGUCGCAGCAACUUACGGCUGUGUCUAUGCCUCCCUCAUGGCAAGGUACCAGAGGGAGAUGAAGAGCCGCGGGCAGCCUCUGAUAGCCAAGUCUGGAGCAGAGACUGACCAGCAUAAUGGGGAAGCUUCAUCUCCUGAUACACCAGAGGCACCACCUAAAGAAGGCUAUGACUUUGUGUAUGGCUAUCGAAUCAGCAGCUUCUGACACACUGUAGCAUCAACGCUUUGGCACUUUGGUCCUUGGCUCUCUGACAGUGUCUGCAGAGAAAAAUCCCACAGUUCUGCCAGUGCGCUACAACUCUUUGGGCAUGGGGUAACAGUACAAAUAAUUUAGCAGAUUAGAUUAGCUGAAGCUGAAAAGAUGAAGCUUGUUUGAAAUGACUUGGUGCUCUGCAUAUGAAACCUCCCUACAGCUGCGGAUUGGCACUUCUGCACAUUCAAGUGUUUUUAUUUGUGUUUUCCUUUGUUCUGAAACUCUUUUUCUUCAAAUGUGUGUCUUACAUCUGGAUACAAGCCUAAGAAGCACACCAAUGCAACUGUAUUUCUUUCCCACAAACUGUGUCCAUUUUGUAUUUGACAUACUGUGAAUUAUUGAAGGUUUUAAUAUUUUUCUGUCACAUUUUCUCAUUACAGACCAUGAUGUGUGGAUAAAUACAGCUUUGAACUUCAACUUACUACACAUAAAUAAUUCCAGACGUCUGGUGUCACCUAGAGGAGACACUUUGAACUACAAAGCCUCUUAUCCAGGAACAACAUUUAAAAUCAGAGUUAUGGCAACUAUAAUUUUAAACAUGAACUGAUACUGAAACAUGUGAGGAUGUCAACCCUGAAUAAUUGUGAAGCACCAAGCAUUGUCUUGAUUUUGUUUUGUUGAUAAGCAACACGUUUCUUUGAAAUAUUAUCUCAAACUGCACUUUUUAUCAAGCUAAAGAUAAUAAAAUCCUCCUCUCUCAACCA
Girardinichthys multiradiatus is the source of this 2353-nucleotide messenger RNA. RefSeq names its product leucine-rich repeat and transmembrane domain-containing protein 2-like. The record is from RefSeq and is a predicted model, not a curated record. The transcript is spliced from 4 exons. NCBI's taxonomy places the organism in Eukaryota, Metazoa, Chordata, Actinopteri, Cyprinodontiformes, Goodeidae. Gene Ontology annotation, cellular component: extracellular matrix. Gene Ontology annotation, molecular function: protein binding. Bases 408 to 1601 code for a protein of 397 amino acids.